AUGACUCAAAGGCUUUCUCGGAAUGAUUUGCCUUCUCUAUCCCCCAGUGAUGAACAUGAAUUGUCUGAAGUAUUGAGAAGGUCCAUGUCUUCAGUAAAGGAAGAACAAAAAACAGCAGAAAAGACAUUACUGGAAAUUGAGAAGCGGAAUGGAUACUUGUCGUUGCUGAUGCAAAUAAUUGUCAAUACCAACGUUGAUAUGGAUGUCAGAUAUUUGGCCAGUAUUUGUUUCAAAAACACUGUUGAUAAAUAUUGGAGAACAAACAUGGAUUUUUCCAUAUCACAAGAAGAAAAAGAAUAUCUCAAACAAGGCUUGUUGAAUAUACUGCUCACCAAUACAGAUGCGGUACUAUUUAAUUCUCAAUUUGUCACUCAACUAGCAUUGGCCACUUCUAAGAUUUCCAGAAUUGAUUAUCCAUCUCAAUGGACGAAUUUAAUAUCAUCUAUUGGAAAUUGUAUUGUUGCAUCAACCAAUGAAAAUAUUCGGAAUAGAUGUUUAGUAGUAUUAAAACAUUUUGUAAAAGAGCAGGCAACAAGAACAUAUAUGGACGAUGGAAAAAAAGCAUUUAGACAGUUUUCAAGUGAUAUUACCCCAUUUAUUUGUCAGUUAUGGUUCUAUUAUGCAAACAAGAUUUAUCAAUCUGGUUCAAACAUUGACGAUUUGGAAUACAAGAACUGUUUGAUUUGCACUCGGAUAAUAUGGAGAGUGGCAGUGAUGGGAUUAUCAGCGGUAGACAAGAACACAACUCUUAUGGACUUUUUAACAUCAGUUUUGGAUUUCAUUUCAAAAUUUUACGCUGUUAGACAAAACAUGAUUUUAUCUCAAAACACAAAUUCAGAAUUGUUUCACAAGAUUACAACUUUAAUUUCUUCAUUCAUUAAGGUACCAUUGCGAAUUCAGGCCAAGCAUAGCAUUGGAUUCAGAAAACAUUUACUCUCAUAUUCAAUGCUCUUUUCUCAAAUUAUGUUUGAAUGUGAUCCAAAGGCACCUACGACAGAUUAUAAAAUUUUACCAAGUAUUGCAAAACUUUAUUUCGUGUUUGAUUACAAAUAUUUAACAAAUUCUCCCAACGAUUUAGAGAAAUGGGAUGAAGAUCCAGAAGAAUUUGUGAAAGAACAAGAACUGGAUUGGUCGGACACUACAAAGGCAGCGAGUGAAUAUUUCUAUUUGGCCAUCAUGGGAACGUUUGAAAAUAGAAUUGCAAAAUUUGUGAUUCAAUUCACUGAGAAAGUACUGCAUGAAACAUAUGGCUCUUUGGAACAGGAUAAACUUUUACUGCGGGAUUCAUGUUACAGCGCUAUUGGUUGGGCUUCGUAUAAUCUCUAUAAUGAAAUUCAAUUCUCUCAAUGGUAUAUUCACAUGCUUCGAAAAGAGUUGUUACCCACUGAAGCCUUUGCACAAGAUAAAAGGUACAACAUUAUAAGAAGAAAAUGCAUGUGGUUACUUGGACGAUGGGUAGAGAAGUUUGAUAAUCUUGUUAGAAAGGAUAUUUUGAGUACAUUGGUUACUAUUCUUAUUAGAAGUGACGAUCUCGUGAUGAAGUUAACAUCUCUGAUCACUUUAAAGAUUGUCCUAAGCGAAGACACUGAAUUAAGAGCUGAAGAUUUUGCUGAGUUUUUACAACCAUUUAUGAGCUCUCUUGUUCAGUUAUUGGAUAAGGUAGAACAGGAAGAUACAAAGUUAUCUCUGUUGUCGUUAAUAUGUACAGUGGUUGAAAAGAUGGAAAAUAAUAUUUUACCCUACUGCGAAACAUUGGUGAAAAUUUUACCCAUUUUCUGGAAUGCUGUUGGAGAUUCAACGUUAGUGAAAACACAAGUGAUUGCUGCAAUUUCUAAAAUUGUGAAAUUACUAGAGCAUAAUUCAGUUAUUUUGUACGACUUCCUUUUACCACUCAUUCAGUACAGUACAGAUAUUGAUCAGGAGGAACACUUGUACUUUAUUGAAGAAGGUCUUGACUUGUGGCACAUUACCAUGCAAUAUGCUCCAGAGCCAACACAAGGAUUAAUGUCUCUCUUUCCAAAUAUUGUGAAAAUUUUUGACCAUACAGUUGAAUAUGUAAUGCCAAACUUGAGAUUGAUUGAGAGCUAUGUUCUUCUUGGAAAAUCACAAUUUUUAAGUACCUAUGGCCCUCAACUGAAUUCCAUAUUUCUGAACGUUCUUUGCAACACAAAACCAAAAGCAAUUUAUUUAUGCAGCACAGUCAUUGAAACCAUAUUCACUGAAUUUCCAGUGGAGGCUUCAAUUAAUUUUGCAAGUCCUGUCAAGAAAAUGAUGGAGAUAUUCCUCAAUCAUGAAGAGAAGAGCUCUGUUUUGACUGGUUUUUUGUGUGUAUUUUCUAGAUUGGUAUUUUUCAAUAAGAAUGUACUCUAUGAAAUUAUGGAUGCCAUGCUCAAGGAAGGAACAUUGAAAGAGAUUGUUGCCAAUGGCAAUAAUAAUACAAUCAUGGCAGUAGGAAGCGAUGACAAUAGUGUUGCCACCACUACCACUACCACCACACAACCACCUCCUCAAACACAGCAUGAAAUUUUACUUCGAUUGAUUGAUGCUUGGACCGACAUGUCCGAUUCCAUCGUUUCACCUUUCCAUAGAAAAUACAGCACUUUAGCCUUAUUGUCCUUCUAUCCAAGUACAGACCCAGAAAUUUUGAAUCGAUUUUCCACCAUAUUGGCAAUUAGUAUCAAGUGUUAUAUGAUAUUGAUGAACAAACGAAUUGGCUAA
This is a messenger RNA of Naegleria lovaniensis, 2718 nucleotides long. RefSeq lists its product as uncharacterized. The record is from RefSeq and is a predicted model, not a curated record. Gene Ontology annotation, molecular function: small GTPase binding. Gene Ontology annotation, biological process: protein import into nucleus. Lineage: Eukaryota; Heterolobosea; Eutetramitea; Acrasida; Naegleriidae. Bases 1 to 2718 code for a protein of 905 amino acids. The transcript has 6 exons. Gene Ontology annotation, cellular component: nuclear envelope; cytosol.